Arthroderma uncinatum is the source of this 993-nucleotide messenger RNA. RefSeq lists its product as uncharacterized. Bases 1 to 993 code for a protein of 330 amino acids. The transcript has a single exon. Gene Ontology annotation, cellular component: membrane. Gene Ontology annotation, molecular function: transferase activity, transferring alkyl or aryl (other than methyl) groups. NCBI's taxonomy places the organism in Eukaryota, Fungi, Ascomycota, Eurotiomycetes, Onygenales, Arthrodermataceae. The record is from RefSeq and is a predicted model, not a curated record.
AUGAUUUCACCCACAGCACAUAUAUUUAGGAAAAAGCUCAUCCGCAAGCCACCCUUUUGGGCCCCGUCGUCGACGUCCGCCGGUUCUACCUCAUACGCCUCCUCACCAUCUAUAUCAUAUCGUAUAUACUCUAUAUGGCUUUUCACGUUCAGUGACAUCAAGACCAUCAUCGCCCCCAGCUUUGCCUUUGGCUUCUUCACUGCAUAUAUCUCACCGUCCUUCGAUAUACAUCCGGCACCCACAUGGCAGGAGUUAAUUCAGCGUGCCCCCCUAAUGCUGCUAUGGUCGUGGAUAAAUCUACUACCGUUUGCUAUUGACAACCAAAGGCGACCGGAGUCAAUUGCCGAAGACACCCUCAAUAAGCCGUGGCGCACCCUGCCCGCGAAAAGGAUGACCCCGCAGCAGGCAUUCAAUCUAAUGCUUGUCUUUUACCCCCUUGCUAUCCUAACAAGUCUUCAAAUUGGCGGACUUAGACAAUGUAUUGGGCUGGUCGUACUUGGGAUAUGGUACAAUAACUUUGGAGGCGCCGAUGCCUCUUGGAUAACGAGAAACUUCAUCAACGGCUGCGGGUUUGUCUGCCAUAUAUCCGCCCCCUUGGAAGUGGCGCUUGGUGGCCAGCAGGUAGCUUCGAACGAAUCGACGAUCAAAUGGCUGUUGAUAAUCGGGACUGUCGUUUUCACAACCGUCCAGACACAGGAUAUGUACGACCAGGCGGGUGAUUGUCUCCACGGCCGCAAGUCACUUCCCUUGGUUGUCGGCGAUGGGCCUGCACGGUGGUCUAUUGCGGUUCCGAUGACGUUCUGGUGCAUAUUUUGCCCUUGGUACUGGAGCUCGUCUCCUAUAACGUGGACACUCGUCGUUUCCCUGGGGCUCACUGUCGCAGGGAGAUCACUAGCCCUACGCAGCGUCUCCCAGGAUAGGGCCACGUUCCGGCUAUGGAAUCUAUGGAUGGUUUGUCUUUAUGCUUUACCACUGACAAGAGUCGUCUAUUGA